AAAAUUCUAAAUGAUAAUGUCAUUGAAAUCCAAAAAAGAACAAUCAUCACAUUUAAAAUACCCACCUUCACCACCACCACCAGCGGCGGCGGCGCCAUCCAGUUCAUCUAGUUUGAAUAAACAAAAUCAAAAAAAAAUGAUUAAACAUUCAGUAGUGACAUUUGAACAAAGUACAACACAUUCAUCAAAUACGCCAACAACAUGUUCUAAUGGGAUUCCGCCUACUUUAUCAUUCUGCUCUACCUCAUCAUCGCAUGUAUCACCAGAAUAUUGUUGUCGUUGUAAUACAAAUCAAUGUCAUCAACAAACUCGUUGUUAUAAAUUUUCUUAUUUAUUACGUGUUAAUCCACCUAUAAUACCAAAUGAAAUAUUAAAUUAUUUAGGAUUUAUUACAAAUUGUAUUUCAAAUAGUACAACACUGUCGAUGUCGACGACGGCGCCAACGCCAACUAUAAUAAGACCUUUAUUAUCAAAUGUCAAUGUGAAUUCCACGGGAAAAAUUAAAGUGAUUGUUUGUAUUAAUCAACAAGUUAAAAUUAGUCACAACAACAACAAUAACCUUCACCAUCAUCAUGCCAAUCAAGGUCAACUGGUGACCUCCAACUCCACAUCAAAUUGUAUUCAAAUAGAUGAGAAUAGAAAAUUCAUUCGAUUAAUCAAUCCAACAGGAUUACAUCGUAGAAAAACAGUAAUAAAUAAUACUAGUAAUGGUAGUAUUGUAAAAAAUUAUAAAUUUGAUCAUAUUAUCACAAAAGAUACAAUGAAACGUGAAUUUUAUUCAAUCGCUCUUAAUGAUGCUUUAAAUGCAGUGUUAAAUGGAAAAGAUAGUUGUAUUUUAACUAUUGGACAUAAAGCUACCGCGGCGCCAUCCAGUUCAUCCAUUUCAAAUAAACAAAAUAAAAAUAAAAUGAUUAAACGUUCAGUAGUGACAUUUGAACAAAAUACAACACAUUCAUCAAAUACGCCAACAACAUGUUCUAAUGGGAUUUCGACUACUUUAUCAUUCUGCUCUACCUCAUCAUCAUUACCAGAAUGUUGUUGUAAUACAAAUCAAUGUAAUCAACAAACUCGUUAUUAUAAAUUUUCUUAUUUAUUACGUGUUAAUCCACCUAUAAUACCAAAUGAAAUAUUAAAUUAUUUAGGAUUUAUUACAAAUUGUAUUUCAAAUAGUACAACACUGCCGACUUCGACGCCGGCGCCAACUAUAAGACCUUUAUUAUCAAAUGUCAAUGUGAAUUCCACGGGAAAAAUUAAAGUGAUUGUUUGUAUUAAUCAACAAGUUAAAAUUAGUCACAACAACAACAACAACAACCUUCAUCAUCAUCAUGCCAAUCAAGGUCAACUGGUGACCUCCAACCCUGCAUCAAAUUGUAUUCAAAUAGAUGAGAAUAGAAAAUUUAUUCGAUUAAUCAAUCCAACAGGAUUACAUCGUAGAAAAUCAGUAAUAAAUAAUAGUAGUAAUGUUGGUAUAAGUAGUAUAGUGAAAAAUUAUAAAUUCGAUCAUAUUAUCACAAAAGAUACAAUGAAACGUGAAUUUUAUUCAAUCGCUCUUAAUGAUGCUUUAAAAGCAGUGUUAAAUGGAAAAGAUAGUUGUAUUUUAACUAUUGGACAUAAAGCUACCGGUAAAACACAAUCAAUGAUUGGUUAUGAUGAUUAUUCAUCCAAUGAAUAUGGUAUUAUUCCAUACGGUAUAAGUUGGUUAUAUCAAUUAUUGAAUUAUCAAAAACGCCAAUAUAAUACAAGAUUUUCUAUAAGAAUAUCAGCUGUAGAAAUUACUGGAUUAAAUGAAGAAUUUCAUGAUCUGUUAGCAAAUACAAAAGUAUCAUAUGAUGAAGAAUAUUGUGAUAAAUCACCAAGUCAUUAUUUACAAACUACAUCACAGAAAUCAACGCAACGUAAAAAUCUCAACACAUCAAUGUACAUGAAUAAAACUAAUAAUUUAAAUGGGAAUUUUGAUAAGACACAAAUAAUUUCUACACAAAUGAUUAGCAAUUUAUCUAAUCUAUGUGAAUUACGUGCAUCGACAGCAGAAAAAGCUGCUUAUCUACUUGAUAUAGCAUUAUCAAAUCGUACAGUGCAUCAAUGUAACAAUUUAUCUGGUUUAUCACAUAUGUUAUUUACUAUACAUUUAUAUCAAUGUAAAUUAGAGAAUAAUAGUAGUGAAAUGAGUAUUUCUGGUGGUCGAACAAAAUUCCAUUUUCUUGAUUUGGGUUGUGGACGAUAUGGACAACAUCAUUUAAUUCAUACAAAUGCAUCUAUAGAGUUAACACAGAACAAUCACAGCAGUUCUACUGAUCAUUCAAUGUUCAAUAAACAGGAAACUACUUCUUCUACUACUACUACUACAAACCAUUCAAUGUCCAAUCAUACAACAACAACUCAUCAUGAACAAGAUGAAAAACCAACUGAACAUAGAACAUUAUCAAAAGCUCUUUCAUUAUCUGGUAUUGGUAGUGUUCUAUUAGCAUUAUUAACAGGUCGACGUCAAUUACCAUAUUCUAAUUCAGCAUUAACUUAUUUAUUACGUGAAGCUAUUAUUAGUGGUAAUCAAAUCCAGCCGUGUAUUUUAGCGCAUAUAUCUGAUAAUGUACAAUAUUAUACAGAGACAUUACAGAUUUUACAACUAGCCUCUGAAAUUAAUCGAUUGAAACGUCGUAAAAUCACCGCCAAUCAUAAUCCUCCUCCCCCUCCUCCUCCUCUUCAUCAUCAUCAUCAAACACCCGGAGAAAUGGACGACUCAUCAAAUUCAUCAACCAUAAAUACCACCGACACAGAAGAUUAUCAAUCGAAACUGUCAUCAUCAUGUCAUUAUACUAAAAAACAGCUGUUAUACAGACAACCUAAACUUGGACGAUUAUCUUAUCAACAUAAGGCUAAAUUAUUUGGAUCUUGCAAUUCAGAAUUAGAUUAUCAUACAUCAAGUGGUGAACAAUCGUGUGAUACAGUGAUUUAUCUUGGUCAUAAUAAAUCAAUACAAAGUCAAUAUCGUUUAAAUGAUGAUAGUCGAAUGUUGAAUAAGCUGAAUUCUAUGGAAAAAUUAGAAUCAAGAGGAUUAGCUGAUGGCAGAGUAGAUAGUAUAGAUAAAUUGUAUGAUUGUAAAGGCGAAGAAUCAUUUAAAUCAUUUGCCGAUUUGAAUAAUAAUAAUCAUAUUGAUGCAUUUAAACAAAAAAAUUCUAUGGAUCAGCAUCCAAAUACUUUACAUCUAAAUAACUUACCAACUGUAAAUAAUUCAAUUACUACAAUUAAACGUAUGAUUCCUAGAACUAAUGCAACUGUAUGGCCUAAUUUAAAGCAUCGAUUAAAAUGUAGAAAAUUUCUACAAUCCUCCUUAGAAUUAUCAUCAGCAUCAGCAUCAUCAUCAUCGGAGACCACUACAACGCUGACAACACCGACAACACUGACAACAACUGAAGAAACAUGGAUUGAUGGUCCAAAUGUUUGCUUGUCAUCAACAUCGUCAGCGCUGCAGACAGCGACACCGCCAUCACAGCAGCCACCUGCGCCGCCGCCACCUCCACCCUCUUAUCAUAAUUGUGUACAUAAUUUAAUCAAAGAACAUCAUGUUCAAACAUCAUUUUUAUCGAAUUCCGAAGAAAUAUGUGAACAAUUACAAGAGGAAUCAAUUAUAAAUUCAACUGAAUUACAAAAUAUACAUCCUAUUUCUUCAAUGAAUCAAUCAAUAGACCCUUUUAAUACUCAGAAUAGUAGUAAUAAUAAUAAUAAUAAUAAUAAUAUAUCAAGAGCAUUAUCUGAUAUCUCUGAAUGUACUGAAGAUGCUGACACAAUACAUGAUACAAAUUCAUUGAAAAAAUCUUUGAUAAAUUUAUCAAUACAUGAUAAAUUGUCAACUACAGCUAGUACUACGACGACGAAGACGACAGAUCAUAUGCUUCCGUUGUCGUUGUUGUUGUUGUCAUCGUCGCCAUCAGUCAACUUAUUCAGCUUUGAUCAUUUAUCACCAAGAAAUUCAUAUCAGUCAACGAUAUUAAAUAUAGGAGAAAAGUCAAAAAAUUCUAAUCAUCCUGUUUCUAGUAUUUCCACAAUGGUGAAUACUCCUACUACUCCUAGCAAUAAUACUAAGCCUACAGAAGUAUUACUUGAUAUUGGACGACAAAUUCGUGAAGCAUCGAAACGUAUUCAUUAUACAGUACCAACAUCAUAUGUAAAAACUGUAAAUGUACCUCAGUAUUUAACUCAUGUAAAUGAAGAUGAUGAAUUAAUGUCAAAUUUAAACAAUGUCAAAUCACCAUUAUUAAAUCAAGAAUUAUUUAACCAAUUAAAACAACCAGUUAGUAUGAAUGAAGCGGUUAUUACAUCGAAUCCUGAAGGUGAUAAUAGUAGAAUUUCUUUAUCAUCAAGUAUGAAAUUUACACAAAACAAUAAAUUGAACAAUGAACAAUUCAAUUCAACAAUUCCAUUCAAUGUAUCAAUAAACAGUCAAGAAAAAAAAUCAUCAUCAUCAUCAAAUCAACAAGUUGAUUGUAGCCCUGAUCAUAUAAAUUGUCAACAUUUUUUAACACAAUCCCAACUGAAUACAUCAAUUGUUGAUAGGAAAUUGACAUAUAACUCAUUACAUAAUAAUAAUACUAGUCAUACUGUUACUACUACUACUACUACUACUACUACUACUUCUACUACUAAUAGUAGUAGUAUUACUAAUAAUAUUACAAAUAAUUCUUUCAUUCGUGUCGCUGAAUGGGUUAGUUCAAUCAGUAGUAGUAUUAGUAGUACUAGUAGUAGUACAACACCAUGUUCAAAUCAAUCUAAUCAUUGUGAAAAUUGUUCAAUAUGUCACAGUAAUAAUAAUGAUAACAAUCCUUGUUUAAAUUAUACUUCACCAAAUAUGGUGAUUAAAAAAAGAAAAAGUCAUUUAAUAAAAAGUAAAAAUCAUGCAAACAAUUCAAUUCAUCAUCAUCAUCAUUCAACAACGCCGUCAACAACAUUGAAUAAUAAUUCAACAAUCGGUUCAUCAUUAUUUAAAUGUACAAAACCAAAUUAUUCAAUGUUCAAUUCAGGAUAUGUAUCGAAAUCAAAUGAAGUCGAUGAAAAUAAACAAAUAAUUCCAUUGUAUUAUAGUCAUAAUGAUUCAAAUAUACAACAAUCAUUUUAUUCAUCUCAUGCUAUGAAAUCAAAUGAUAUUUGUCAAAUACCCCAAUCUUAUUCUACACCAAUAUUUCCCUUAUCAUCAUCAUCACCAUCAUCUCAUGAAAUACCAACACCAACACCCCCACUACCACAGCCACCACAAAAUUUACACUCCCCUUACAAUUAUCGAUCAAACUCACUGACACCAGGUAGUUUCAUUGAAACAAAUCAUAUCAAUAGCCAAUUCAAUGUUCACACUAUGAAAGAUCAGAAAUUCAAACAAAAUCAAAUGAUCAAUUCAAAUUUAUUUUCUAAUCAUCCUAAUUAUCAUCAUCAUUGUUAUCCACAAACAUACACAAACCUAAAUAAUCAUGAUCAUAGUCAGAUGAUAAAUAAUUCACAUAUCUUUCCAUCAACACAUAGUUAUAGUAGAGAAUUCUAUCAGAACUCUUUUAAUAAUAUUGAUCAACAACAAAGUCAACAAGGAUAUACAUCAAUUCCUUGUCAUAGUCAUUACAUUCAGGAUCAAAUUAUUCCUCCUCCUACCACUACUACUACUGACAAUACUACUACUGUUACUACUAACAGUGAAGAGAAAUCCAAAAUGAAAUUAUCAUUUAAAUUUUUCACUUUACCGCUAUUACGUAGUUUUCGUUUACGUAAAAAGAUGAAAAAAGAAAAUUCCGAUAAAAUACAUCAACAUGAUACUAGCAAUCAGGUGUUUAUUGUGAAAAAUGAUCCAAAUACUAUUCAUACUACUAACAAUAAUCAUAGUAGUAGUAUGUUCAAAAAUAAUGAAUUAAUACCAACUUCUCCAUCCAUUGAAUCACCAAUAAAAUUAACUUCUUUCAGCCAUUCAAAUUAUUCUCAUCCCUCUUUCACUAGUGAUAAUAAUAGUAAUAAUAAUUAUCUAUUGCCUACUACAUUCAAUCAGCAGCUUACCACCAUUGAAAAUUCACAUUCAAUGUUCAGUGAUCAAUAUUUACAAAACAGUCAUCAUCCUGAUCCUCAUCCUCAUCAUCAUGGUCAUCAACCUUCGUCGAAUCAAUAUUUAUCUCAUGAAAAUCAAUACAAUCAUUAUCAAAAUCAAUUAUGUUGUGUCAAUAAUAAUAAUAAUAGUAAUAAUAAUGAAUUUUCAUCAAUUGGCGCUUCAUUUGAAUUGAAUACAAUCAAUGGAAAAUCAACAUGUCGAUCAUCUCGUCGAAGUGGUGGUGGCGUCGGCGGCGGAGGCAUUUGUCCUCUUGGUAGCGCUGGAGGUGGACCAUCUAGUAGCGGUUAUGAAAGUAUGCAUACUGGGGCUAGUGAAUUAUCACUACUAUCACAUCCAGAUUCAACAAGUGAUUGUUCUGGACAUAUGAAAGAAACUUUUAUCAGUAAACGUUCAUCUUUAGAUGAAUAUCGUCGACGAUGUCACAGUCAACAACAACAUCAUCAGCAUCGUCAACAUCGUCAACAUCGCCAUCAUCAUCAGCAGCAUAACUCUAAGGAUUCUUAUCAAUCUAAAUAUCAUCAAGAACAUGUCAAUACAAGUAAUCGAUUAAUUUCAUCAAAUGACCUUCAAAAUGGAUGACAAACAAUCUUUUAUACAUUUGGAUUCUCAUCCAAAAAUCAGUCCACAUUUGAUUACCUAGAACAUUCAGAAUUGUUCCGUCCAUUUAAAAAAAAUCUCUUCA
This is a messenger RNA of Schistosoma turkestanicum, 6758 nucleotides long. NCBI's taxonomy places the organism in Eukaryota, Metazoa, Platyhelminthes, Trematoda, Strigeidida, Schistosomatidae. The record is from the annotation of a GenBank genome assembly.